Messenger RNA from Fusarium redolens, 726 nucleotides. Its product is annotated as RTA1 like protein-domain-containing protein. Gene Ontology annotation, cellular component: membrane. The transcript has 3 exons. The coding region runs from base 1 to 726 and encodes 241 amino acids. NCBI's taxonomy places the organism in Eukaryota, Fungi, Ascomycota, Sordariomycetes, Hypocreales, Nectriaceae. The record is from RefSeq and is a predicted model, not a curated record.
AUGAGCGGAGAUGGACCCUAUGGACCCGUUGUGAACGGGACUCAAAUUGUCUUCUUCGAAUACUUGCCCAACAAACCAGCCGCGAUAUCUUUCGUUGUUCUCUUCGGAAUUGUCACUUUAGCCCACUUGAUAUUCCUCUUCAUCCUUCGAGCCUGGUUCUUCAUCCCCUUCAUCCUCGGUGGCAUCUGCGAAAUCUUCGGUUACUUCGGUCGAGCUCAAGCACACGAUACCCCCGAUAAAGCAGGUCCUUUCAUCCUGCAGAACGUCCUCCUCCUUGCCGGAACGCCUUUCCUCGCAGCGACGAUCUACAUGAGUCUUCGGCGCGUUGCCACGGCGCUUGACUCCCAACAUCUUUCAUUUAUAAGUCUUCGAUGGUUGACAAAGCUAUAUGUCCUCAUUGACAUUGCGUGCAUUGUCAGUCAGUUUAUAGGCGCUAUCAUACCUGCCUCCGGCGAACCAGAUGCCAUCGCUAAAGGCCGAACUAUUCUCAUUGCUGGUCUGGUAGUACAGCUCGGCGCAUUGAGUGUCUUCAUACUCACAUCGCUGUACCUAUACAUACGCAUCAGACAAGAAACUGGGCCGUUCUUGGACUCAUCUCUGGUACGGUGGCGGCGAUACUUCAGAACCAUCGAGGCUGUGACGAUCAUCAUGAUCAUUCGCAGUAUUGUCCGUGCAGUCGAGUAUCUUCAAGGACAAGGGGGGUUCAUCUUUAUGGCUUUCAAUUGA